Molecule: messenger RNA, 1026 nt
Organism: Cavenderia fasciculata
Lineage: Eukaryota; Evosea; Eumycetozoa; Acytosteliales; Cavenderiaceae
Product: mitochondrial glycoprotein family member
Exons: 3
Coding region: 1-1026 (341 amino acids)
Biological process (GO): cytosolic ribosome assembly
Cellular component (GO): mitochondrial matrix
Source: RefSeq, a predicted model, not a curated record
AUGUCAAUGUCACGUAGAAUCGGUCAAUACGUCCAAACCUUUGCUGCCAACAGAUCAGUUGUCGGUCAACACGUCGCUAUUCGUAGUGGUUUGUUCAAUGGUAGCAGCUACUCUGUUGCUCCAAAGGAUGCCCACCACCACGAUCACGUCAACGUUGCCCCACGUUCAGCUACCACCACCUCUAUCAAGACUCCAUUGUUUGAAAGCAACUCAUCAAAGACUUUUGAAGUUAGAACCUAUUCAUCUGAUCAACAAAUCUGCAGAUAUACUAACUCUAACAAAUCAAUCAAUCGAUCGAUCAAAAUAGUCCCAGCUGCACCAACUCCAGCUUCAAUGUUGACUAACCUCUGUGAUAGCGAAAUCAAUGAUUUCAAGACCUUGAUUCCACAAUCUGAUGAUGGCAAGGCCUUUUUGGAAGAAUCUGGUUUCUCUUUAUCAAAGGAUACUGAAUAUGCUUAUUUGAAAAAGACCAAUGAAGAUGGAUCUGAAGUUACCAUUAGAUUCGAUUUGGUUGAACAAAAUCAAGACGAACAAUUUGACGACGAGGAAGGUAUGGCCGAUGAAGAGGAAGGAGAAAACGAAGGUGAAGAAGAAGAAGCUGAAGAAGAGGAAGAGGAAGAGGAAAAGGAAGAAGAGGAAGAAGAGGAAGCUGAAGAAGAGGAGGAAGGAGAAGAUGAAGAGGAAGGUGAUAUGCCAACCACUCACGAACACCCAUACGAAAUCCAAGUCACCCGUAAGGUUGACGGAAAGGACGUCACUGUCACCUUUGGCUGUUUUGCUGCUGCCGACGGUUCCUACACCAUCUCUGGAUUCUAUUUCGGUGGAUUCAACGAACCAAACAACCCUGUUGACAUUGGUGGAACUUCAAGCGACUUCCAAGACAACAUCCUCCUCUUCCUCCAACAAUUCGGUGUCAACGAAUCAUUAUCCUUCUUUGUCCACGACUACGUACACAACAAAAAACUCCACGACUAUGUUGACUCUUUUGAAACCCUUAAAACUUUCAUUGCUGCCAAGAAGAACUAA